Molecule: messenger RNA, 9451 nt
Organism: Hemibagrus wyckioides
Lineage: Eukaryota; Metazoa; Chordata; Actinopteri; Siluriformes; Bagridae
Gene: thsd7ba
Product: thrombospondin, type I, domain containing 7Ba
Exons: 29
Coding region: 552-5960 (1802 amino acids)
Source: RefSeq, a predicted model, not a curated record
CUCACACACACACACACACACGAGCAUCCUCAGCCUCUCCCCUCCCUCUCUCCCUCUCUCCCUCUCUCUCUUUCUCUCUCUCUCACACACACACACACAUUCUGUGGCAGCGCUCGGUGGUGGAAGCAUCUCGUCUCUGUUUAUCCCGUGUUCGAGAGCCAGCCGCGGCGGCACAGACACACACUCGUACUUCAGUCUCAUCCCCCUGUUUCUGAGGGACAUGAUGGAGGGAUAACGGAUGAAGAAGGGAUACCGGAGAGUAGAGGAGUGCUAAGUUUUCAGACGAGCGAGGGAUCUGAUUAUUCAGUGUGUUGUUUAUCCCGGCUGUUGAUGGUGACAGCGUGACGGCUGAAUCUUCUCUCACUCCGUUCCUCCUUAAGGUAAGAAGAGCAGAAGAAAAGGAACAGCAGAGGAGUGGAGCGUUGGAUGAUGCGAGCGGAGGAGAGACUGCGUUUAUCUGCCACCUACGACAAAGUGUCACAGCUAAAGCCAUGAGUUGCAGUGUUUCCCUUCAGGUUUAAGGCGAGGACGUGACGUGAAAGUACUGGACUAUGAUUCUUAAAGAUGGAGUCUGCGCUUUUUUCUGGUCGGGACGGAGAGGUGGGAAUCUCCUGCUGCUGUUCGUUUCUCUGCUGCUUCUCCAGGCCGAUGUUACAUUCUCGAAGAACACGCACUACUCCUGGAAAACAGGUCAGUGGGGUCGUUGUAAAGGAGAGGAAUGUGGCUCAAGUGGUGUUCAGUCCCGCAGUGUGUGGUGUGUUCACUCAGAUGGCUGGAACACACACCACUCCAACUGCCAGCACUCUGUCAAGCCUGACACUCAGAGGCCCUGCUUCAAGGUGUGUGAGUGGCACCAGGACCUGUUCGAGUGGGACGUGUCCGAGUGGAGUUCCUGCUCUCUCACUUUGAACUCUAAUGACGUGAAGACGCGACCUCUGGCAUCCGAGUGCGUCACGGCCCAACACGGUAUUCAGAGACGUUCGGUUCGCUGCGUCCGUGUGCUCAACGGGACGUCCGUGUCCGAUCGUAUCUGCGAGUUCUUCUCUCCUCGGCCGCCUCUGGAACAGGCGUGUCUGAUCCCAUGCCCUCUGGACUGUGUGGUGUCUGAUUUCUCCUCGUGGUCACACUGUAGCGGGAUGUGCGGGGUCGGAUUGAGGCACCGGACGCGCCACGUUCUCGCAGCUCCUGCGUAUGGUGGAGCCGGAUGCCCCGAUCUGAGCGAAACGCAGCUGUGUGAACACCAGCUGCCAUGUCCGAUAGGUGAGGACAGGAAUCUGUACAGCCUGAAGGUAGGGGCAUGGAGCGAGUGUAGACUUCCACAGCAGAAAGACCUGGUGAUGAAUGGAAGGACGACCCUGGAUUUUGGUGUUAAGGAGAAGAAUAUGGUGAAAAGACAUGUUCGAGGUGGCCGAUACCAACAAGCACACUAUACACAUCAACACCAUAGAUAUCAUGAUCAUCAAGAUCAAUUUCAACACAUUUCUCAAGACCAAACCCAACAAAUCCCUCAACAAGGCCAACAGCAACACUACCAAACCCCAAAUGAACAACAGCACCUCCAAGACCAAAACCAUCUUCAACUUCAAGAGCAAAACUAUCCACAAAAUCAACAUCACCUACUUCAGAAUCAAAACCAGCAAGAUCAGGAACUUUAUCCAGACCAAACACAACAAAUCAAGCAAAAACCCCAACACCAGCUUCAUCAAGACCACGACCAGGUUCAUCAACACCAGUUCACCAACAACCACCAACUCCAUCAUAACCAGACCUACCGACACCAUAACCUUUCACAAAACCACCUUCCCCAACUCCACCAUCAACCCCAGCAGCAGCUCUAUGAGGUCUCCAGGUGGUGGGAUGUGGAGAUCGGCUACCAGACGCGGCAGGUUCGCUGCAUGGCCAGUGAUGGGAAGAACUCGGUGCUGAGUUUGUGUUCUGGAGACGACGCCCCUGCCUCGUCCCGCCCCUGCCUCAUGCUCAGAGACUGCCACACCUCCGACUGGUCAUCCUGGAGCUCGUGCUCAAAGACCUGCCAAUCAUCUGAUCUGUCUCCUGGUUAUCGCGUGAGGAGGCGGAGCGUGAUGCAGCCCAGCACAGGGAGAGGGGCAGAAUGCCCCGCCCUCCAGGAGAAAGAGGCCUGCAAUAUUAUUGGGGAUUUACUACCCAAGUGCCCCAGGUACGAGUGGAGGAGUACAGACUGGAGUGUGUGUCGUAUCACGCCUCUCCUCAGCCUGCAGGAGAAGAAAGUGGUGAACAUCAGCGCUAUGUGUGGAGGAGGAGUACAGAGCCGAGAGACGUACUGCGUUCAGGUUCAGGACGAGACGACACCGAGACACGGCAGAGACGUCUCUCGGCCGGUCAGUGUGAGUCUGUGUGAGGAAACACACAUCCCCUCGUCUGUCCGGUCCUGCUCUCUGCCCUGCUCUCGGUCAUGUCUGCUGUCCUCCUGGUCUUCAUGGGGUUCCUGCCUGCCUGAAGACUGCAACCAGGGGAGGAGAGGCUACAGAGAAAGGAGGAGGCACAUGCUGGGAGAAGGAUCUGGAAGCUCAAACGACUGUGGCCACCUGGUGGAGUUCAUACCCUGUGAAGAUCCUGUGUGUUUCCAGUGGAGGGUUGAAGAUGAGGGAGUGUGUGCACCUAAUGAGGGGACUUGCGGCUCUGGCAGCAGAAGUCAAACUGUGGCCUGCGUCAACUCUGAAGGUGAGGCUGUGGAGGCGGGGCUUUGUGAGGAAAUCCCGCCCCCUGUGGAGGUAACCUGUGAGGUGGCGUGUCCCGGUGACUGUGUGGUCAGCUCCUGGUCUGAUUGGUCACAGUGUUCUCACUCCUGUGUCAAGAAGAACACAGAGGGCAAGCAGAGUCGCUCUCGCAGUGUUCUCGCUCUACCUGGGGAAGGGGGUAAAUCCUGUCCUCCUGCCCCAGCUCUGGAGGAGUGGAGAUCCUGUAACAAUAAUCCGUGUGUGGUGUUUUAUUGGGAAGCGUCUCGAUGGGGUCCAUGCGUCCCGGAUAUGUUCUUUUCUCAGAACCGGACCGACGGCGGUAACGAGACAUCCAGCUGCUCUGCAGGCCUUCAGACACGAAAGGUCACCUGCAUGAAGAUCAACGGAGGAGCGGUCACUGCAAAACGGUGUCCUGAAUCAGCGAGGCCGAGCUCAGUGCAGUCGUGUGUGUUACCGUGUAAAAGGGACUGUGUUGUUACUCUGUUCAGUGAAUGGACGGCCUGCCCUAACACCUGCCUACCUGCUAACUCGACCACGCCCACUCAGUCCCGCUACAGGAUGGUGGUCCAGCGUGCGGCCGGUGGGGGUCAGGAGUGUCCCGAUACCAUGUUUGAGGAAAGGGAAUGUGAACCACUUCCUGUCUGUCCCACCUACAGGUGGAGGACACAUAAAUGGCAGGCGUGUACGCUGGUGCCGGAGUCAGUCCUGCAGGGAACCCUGGGAGUGAGGGAAGAGUGUGGAAGAGGCCUGGAGAAGAGAGCUCUGACCUGUGUAGAUGAAAACGACGAGCCCGUGGGCGUGUCAGAAUGUGUGCAGUGGGCGGGGCCGGCACCACCUCGAGUGCGGAGCUGCUGGAUUUCCUGUAAAGACGACUGCACUUUCAGCCCCUGGUCCAAAUUUACAGAAUGUUCAGGUUGCGAAGGCACACGCACUCGCAAACGCAGUGUCACAGGGCGGAGCAGAAAGCGAGAACGCUGUCUCAAGGAGGAUGUGUAUCCGCUGGUGGAAUCUGGGCCAUGUGUAUGUGAUGAGUUGAUCUCUGAGCUGUGGGGGAACUGGUCAGUGUGUAUCCUGCCUAGUGUCCCACCACCUCUCUCAACACAUGGAUGGAGGUGGGAGAAGGAUGUUCGUGAGUGUGGGGAUGGAAAACGCUACCACGCAAUAGCCUGUCUGGACCAGAAAGGACGCCUCCUCAACCCGUCUCAGUGUGCAGAUACAGAGCUGCAGGAGGAAGCAUGCUCCAUUCCUUGCCCCCUGGACUGUCGUCUUAGCUCCUGGUCCCCCUGGUCCCCCUGCAGUGUGUCCUGUGGCAGUGGACUGAGGGUUCGCUCCAGAUGGCUGAGGGAGAAACCUUUUAACGGGGGACGGCCUUGCCCCAAACUGGACCUCAAGAAUCAGGUGUCUGAGGUCGUGCCGUGUCGGGGUGUGUGUGCAGUGUAUCAGUGGGUGACCGAGUCCUGGUCCUUCUGCUCCAUCAACACGGUGGACGAAGGGAGCGCGUGCGGGGAGGGAGUGCAGAGCCGCAAGAUCCGGUGUGUACUGCGUGGUGAUGGUGUUAAUGAGAGUCACAGUGUUAAUGACUCUCUGUGUGAUCAGGACGACAUUCCUGCUCAAGCUCGCACCUGCACACUGCCUUGUCCUGAUGGCUGUGUAAUGUCACCCUGGAGUCACUGGAGUUCGUGUCCCAUGGUAACAACCCCAGAUCUCUCAGGUCACCAUGACAAUAGAAACAGGGCACAGGGUAAUGGAACUGAAAAGAGGACUUACAGGGCUGAAGACAGGACCUGCAAGGAUAAGUCGUGUGACAUGAACUCUGUGAGGACGAGGACGAGGACGAGGCAGAUGCUCCGCCCCCCCGCCGCCCACACCACCUGUCCCGAGAGGAACGAGACGGAGCCAUGCGUCGUUAAUGCCAACUGUUUCACCUACCAGUACAACGUCUCCGGUUGGAGUAGCUGCAUGCUGAGUGAGCAUGCUGUGUGUGGUGAAGGGUCCAGGACUCGGCUGCUUGACUGUAUUCGCAGUGAUGGCAAACUGGAAGAUUUGAGUGUGUGUGAGGAGUUGGCUGUUCCUCAGCCGUGGACGCUCAGUGAAACCUGCCGUGUGGAUUGUCCCAUCAGCUGCAUGCUCUCUGAAUGGACACAGUGGACCAAGUGCUCACACUCCUGUGGAAACCAGGGCGUGAUGUCCAGAUCUCGACGCGUCCUCCAGAACGCUCAUGAGGAAGGACGUCCGUGUCCAUCGCAGCUCUCACAGACUAAACCGUGUCCCAUCAGGCCGUGCUACAGCUGGCUGCUGGGGGGCUGGUCAUCCUGCCAUGUGGAGGGCGCGGACUGUGGAGACGGUGUGAGAAGCAGGAACUUAUCGUGUGUUGUACACUGGGGUCACUGGCCCGAAUCGGCCGGCCCAAGACCUGACGUCCACGCUCCGGCUAUCGUAGUGGAGGACGAGAAAUGCAGCGAACAUUUCAGGACAGAGAACGAGCAGGAACUGCAGCAGCCAUGCUUCGUACCCUGUCCAGGAGACUGUCACCUGACAGACUGGUCGCCAUGGAGCUCGUGUCAGCUGACCUGCAUAGAGGGGCGGAGUUUUGAGGUCGAAGGUCAUCAGGCACGCUCGCGAGCCGUCAUCAUCCAGACGCUAGAGAACCAGGAGAGCUGUCCAGACCAGGAGAUCGAGACACGGACGUGUAAAGGGGGGAAGUGCCACAGCUACGAGUGGAGGACGAGCGGUUGGAGUGACAACGUGAGGGAGGUGUGGUGUCAGCGCUCAGACGGAGUCAACGUCACAGGAGGAUGUUUUGUGGUGAACAAGCCGACGACGGAGCGUCACUGCCAUCCUCCCUGCACUAAACCCUUCUCUCACUGCAAACAGAGUGGAGUGUGUGGCUGUGAAAAAGGCUACACGGAGGUGAUGAACACGCAUGGCUUCCUGGAUUACUGCACCAGGACACCAGGGGGCGCCGGAGACACCAGGAAGGCUGACGUGAAGAGCAGCUCAGGGAGGGUAAAACCGGGCCCAUCACAAAUCCACGACUUCUUCGGCGAGUGGUCACUACAGGCCAUUAGCCCAGAUGGGCGGAUAAAGAUGUGGGUGUACGGAGCCACAGCCGGAGGCUUCAUCCUCAUCCUCUUCAUCAUCACUGUGUCCUUUCUCUUCUGCAGUCGACCAGUGAAACAGAGUAACUCCCCUCCGCUGCAGAAAGCACUGUCUCUGGCCUACGAUGGAGAUGUGGACAUGUGACAGAGCUUUCAGAACCCCAGGAGCUCACCCUGGACCACGGGGGGGGGUCUCGGAUCGGGAAAUCUUCGCUAGAGAAUGGAGGGGAAUUUCAAGCAAAGUGUGUUUUCAUAACCUUUAGUUUUGACAUUGGACCAGAACGAGCAGGCAUCUCGGUAACACUGAGGGGAAAAAAGACGAGUAAAAAUUGAAGAACUUCAGUCUCUAUUCGCACAAAAGAACCAACCGUAACUGAGUGAUGAGGAAACAAACAAGAAACUCCUACACUACUAUGCACUAUAUUAGUGCUUUCCUCAAUUAUUAUUUUUGCAAACUGGUUUUUAGUGGGUUUUAUUUAUUUAUUUAUUUUCAUUGUGAUGCAGCUGGAGUUUUCAUCAUGUGAUGUAUAUGAAUGUGUACACGCAGGCCUGAUCUUCAUCUUCUACUAAAACCAAAAGAGAUUGUUGCAUCAGCCCAAGUUCUGACCUUUGACCCUUAGACCCUGUAGCUUGUAUCCUUUAGCACCAGCAGUCGAUCCUCUUCACACGUUUAGCUUCUUCAUCGUUUUUUCCCACCAGAUUGCGGAUCAUUUUCGGCAGAUUUGAGCAGGAUGUGUUGUUUUCUCAUUCCUGUGAUAAACAGGGAGUGGAACGAGACCCGAGAGCCACGUGUUCGGUAGCUGUAGAUCAUCAACCAGGUGCUUUUUUUCGUCCACUUUCUGUUUUCAGAUUGCAAGAGCAAAAAAUUAAACAAAACAAAACAUGGAGGACAAAAAAAUUCAGGUGAAAAUGAAUCUCAUGUAUAUUUCCAGCUAAUUGAAAAUGUUUCAUUGACAUUGUUGGAACUAGCGAUAACAAUCUAGCGUGUGUUUUUUUUAGCACACAGAACGACGGCAUACAAAUUUAUAAGUUAAAAUCACAAGCCGCUGAAACUGACUUGAUUUUCUGUCUGUAAAGUUACAGCAAAGACAGACAGAUUCCUCAUCACCAGAGUUACGCUAAUCUUUCAUUCAUCUGCGUUACUGAUCAUAAUGAAUGUAAUCCCCAGAGCAGGCUGGAUGCUAACGAUGACUGAAGAGCAGCGGCUUUAUAGAGCGGAUUAAAAUGGAUAGGAACACAAUGCCGAGUGUGUAUGCGAGCACACGGCUGACAGACUGAGCAGAUUUUCCUCGCUGGUCUUUGUAUGAGGUCUAUUGGGUAGAAACAGUUAGACUGAUUUCCUCUGAUAUGUGUAUGUUUAUAAAAACCAUAACAUCAGACCAACCUGAUGACCAGGUCCAGGGUUCUGCAUGGGACCUUUAAAGAAGCAGCAUUCACAUCCAGGUGAAUAGUUUAGAGCUUUCAGGUUCUCAAACUCUUCAUCUUCUGGGAACAGUCCAAAAAAAAAAAAACCCUGCAAUAGACACUGUAUGUGUGUGUGUGUGUGUGUGUUUGUGUGUGUGUGUGUGUGUGUGUUUGUGUGUAUGUGUGUGUGUGUGUGUGUGUGUCCUGGUUUGCUAGGAGUGCAGGAACACUUGACAGAGUCUGACAGAAACCAGAGGAAAUCUACAUUCUGGGGCAUAACAAAUGGGCCACAGUUCUUCAUCCUGCAGGUUGUUGGAGGUUCUCUGAUGUCUGUGUGUAACAUUUCUGCCUGUAAUUUUACUCCAAAGACAUUAUUAUAUACUGAACAGGAAAAGCUGCUCUGUGUCCACUUGUUUCUCUGGUUUUUACUCGUGUUAACGUUUUAUACGUUCGUUUUGCGUUUUAUUUGUAACUCCGUCGGAUUUAAAAGUGAGAUAAAGAUGUUUAAGCAGCUGGUUUUAAAUCAAUUAUAAGUUUUAAAGACAGUGAAGCAUGAAGUCAUCACCGUCAGCUACAGGAGCAGACACUCGUUUAUCCCUGAUGCUCUGUUUCAUCGUCUCACAUCUUCUGCUUAUUCUCACCACAUUUUCACCUCAGACAGGUGGAGAAAGAAUUUCUUUUUCUUUAUUUCUUUUUUUUCCAGUCAGCUGGUUCUGAGAUACGAACACAAUUUACUAAACUUCAGGUUGAUUGAAAUUAAAACAAAGUUCAGGUUUGUUCUGCUUUAUGAACCGCUCUGCCUCAGAGAGAAGAAUGUAUUAGAUUUACUGCUAGUUUUUCCGACCUCAGAUUCAGCUUUUAUUUAACUUAAAUCUUUAUUUGUGUUUUGCAUUAACUUUGAAAUUUUACGUGAAAUACAGUCUACUGUUAACGUUUCGUAUCGGCGGCUGUGUCUCUUUUUAACACUUUUAAUUUCCCCUCAGAUAUUUUUACCUAGAGCAGAGAUGCCAGAAUUUAUGGAUCACCUGAUUGUUGACCUGUCGCCAUGCCGACACGGAGAUUUUCUUUUAUCCUUUAAUCUAUCACUGUUAGCUUUUAUUGUUUUGCUAUGUAGUUUUCCAUCUUUUGAUAUGUAUUUUAAAAGGCUGUAUUUGUUUUUGUUUGUUUUUGUUUGUUUGUUUGUUUGACCAAUCAUCCGAUCAAAAGCAAAUGAAAUUCUCCCAAAGGAAAGUGGUGUGAAAUACACUUUAGCUUCAUCUAGAUAAACUUUGACCUAUAAAUUCAUUGUUCCGGUGUAAACAGUGGAGACGUGUUACUCGGUAUUAACACAACAAACCAAUUACCUAGCUAAUGCUAAUGCUAAUCCUCUGCAAACAAUGAGAAGUAGCUAGCAUGUGAUCUAAAAACUCUUUUCAGUAAUGUCUGAUGGAACAACGUGAGUGAAGAUGCUGGACGCUAGCAGUGAAACCAUGGCAACAAGCGAUUGGCUCAAAUCCGAAUCUCGUACCGAUUGGUGGAUCAGAUAGCGAUUGAGUCGCUAAGACAUGGCGGAAAUCUCCACCGAAUCUUAAAGGUAAAGGUGUCUAAUGUUGUGGUUAUUUUCCUGUAACAUCCUGAAGUGUUUUAUUUCUCUUAGCAACCUGCCAAUUAAACAAAGACUCCUUAUUAUUUUUAUCCAUUUCUAGUAACAUUUAGUGUGAAUUAGCUCCUGGUCUCACUCACGUCACUUCACGCCGCUGUGAAGAGUUUAAAAUUUUCCUCUGACACUGGAGACUCCUUCCGUUCAUGUUAAAUAAACAUCUCCUUACAACAUGCCGAUUUAAUCCGUUUACGUGGAGCAUCGUCGAACACAUCCCUGUGAAUGAGCUGUUGCUAUAGAAACCAUCACGUAUCAUAGCGAUCAUGUUAAAAUGAACCUGUGUUGUUGUUAGAGAGAACGAGUCAGCACCUGACUACCGGUUAUUAAUGGACUGGAGGUCACACGCUAGCAGGUAAUCUUUCUCGCUAAUGUAUGAUGACGUGCUAGCUUCCAAGAAAUGCUCAUUUUUAAGAAUUAGCAUAUAUUUUAUUACAUUUCCCAUUCCAACACCUUUCAUUUUCCAUUUUCCAACAUACAGCAUAAUAUAUUACACAUUUAAAUCACCAUCAAAUCUUAAUAAAGCAAAUAUUUAUUUAUUUAUUUAUUUAUUCUUGUUUGUUUUCUUCUUUUGCUUCUUCUUCUUCUUCUUCUUC